Morchella sextelata is the source of this 255-nucleotide messenger RNA. RefSeq lists its product as uncharacterized. The coding region runs from base 1 to 255 and encodes 84 amino acids. Lineage: Eukaryota; Fungi; Ascomycota; Pezizomycetes; Pezizales; Morchellaceae. The record is from RefSeq and is a predicted model, not a curated record. The transcript has a single exon.
AUGCAAAUACUUUGGACGUUUAACCGUGAUUAUACGUUUUCCAUUUGCGAAUUAAAUCUUCUACAAAUUGCCCGGUACAGUUUUUCGACCACUGAGCUUGUCGGCAAUCUCAACGUCUUAGAGCUACAUCUGAGGAGGAGGAUGCAAGCUACAAGACGUGAUUUUAGAGACCGUCAGGACGACCCGGCAUUUCAAGCGCAGUAUAUUGCGUUAUUAGUCUAUUUACCAAGCGACACCAGGUUGGAGAAGAGGUAG